Messenger RNA from Pangasianodon hypophthalmus (striped catfish), 8744 nucleotides. It is a transcript of the gene irs1, whose product is annotated as insulin receptor substrate 1. Gene Ontology annotation, biological process: insulin receptor signaling pathway. Gene Ontology annotation, cellular component: plasma membrane; cytosol. The record is from RefSeq and is a predicted model, not a curated record. Gene Ontology annotation, molecular function: phosphatidylinositol 3-kinase binding; insulin receptor binding. The transcript is spliced from 3 exons. The coding region runs from base 748 to 4170 and encodes 1140 amino acids. Lineage: Eukaryota; Metazoa; Chordata; Actinopteri; Siluriformes; Pangasiidae.
CGCUUUCAUCUGGCCACGCAUUGGCGUGUCACGUGCUCAGUGCUGCUGCUCGGCGCAGGACGGGGACGCGGGUGCGGGGAUUGCGAGCACGCGCUGGUGGUGCUUGCUGGUGUUUUUGUUUUUUUGUUUGUUUUGGAUUUAUUUAUAUUCGAGCUGCUGAAUGGGACUGGGUGCACUUUGGAUUCGUGCAUGCGUGACUCCGGCGUGCGGGAUAGUCUCGCGCUCUCCCGGUGGAGUAAAUGGGAGACGCAGACGGUGCUUGUUUUGAUAGUGAUUACGGAACUCCGGACUGAAAAGAGACUUUUUUUUUCUCCCCCUUAUCAUUAUUUUUCUUCUUUCUCUUCUUCUGCUUCUUGCAAACAACUCUCCAGCACUUUCACACAGGUAUCAAGUUAAUCAUGGGUUAUUUAAACUUGUCUGAGAUUAAAAAAACACACCGUUUUGCUAAAGAAUGGACCUUAGUGAGGUCUUUUGAGUGCUUGUUUUGGCAUGAGCUGCUAAGCUAGCUUAGCCAUUGGAAGCAAAAAAAAAAAAAUAAAUAAAUAACUUUGCUGGAAGAGCAAACAGCACGAGCGCGGUGUUUUUUUUUUUUUUAAUUUUUGAAAAAAAAAUUUAAAAUAUUUUUUUCCCUUAAUGGAAAGAGAGUUUAAUUUCAUGACCCAUUUCCCAUUUUUUUUUUAUGAAUUUCUGAAAUUUAUGCAAUCCUAAAAAAAAAAAAAGGAAAAAUAUUUUUCUCCCUCUCAUAAAAUGGCAAGUCCAUCUACAGAGAAAGCUUGUUUUUCGGACGUGAGAAAGGUGGGUUAUUUAAGGAAACCCAAAAGCAUGCACAAAAGGUUUUUUGUUCUGCGAGCUGCAAGCGAUACUGGACCUUCCAGGUUGGAGUACUACGAGAAUGAGAAAAAAUGGAGACACAAGUCUGGGGCUCCAAAAAGGUCAAUCCCACUCGAGAGUUGCUUCAAUAUUAACAAAAGGGCGGAUUCCAAAAACAAAUACCUCGUCGCCCUUUACACCAAGGACGAAUACUUCGCCGUCGCAGCAGACAACGAGCUGGAGCAGGAUGCAUGGUAUCAAGCCCUAGUAGACCUUCACAACCGAGGGAAGGUCCACGAAAGUGCCAGGAGCAACGGCAUCGGAGAUGAUAAUUACGGAGAGACUACACCCGGGCCUGCCUUUAAAGAAGUAUGGCAAGUUAUACUGAAACCAAAGGGACUUGGACAGACCAAAAACUUAAUCGGAGUUUACAGACUGUGUCUCACGAAUAAGACUUUGGGUUUUGUGAAACUCAAUUCCGACGCUGCGGCGGUCGUUUUGCAGCUAAUGAACAUCCGAAGGUGUGGUCACUCUGAGAAUUUCUUUUUCAUCGAAGUCGGGAGGUCUGCGGUGACUGGGCCCGGGGAAUUUUGGAUGCAGGUUGACGACUCGGUCGUGGCUCAGAACAUGCACGAAACUAUCCUAGAGGCAAUGAAAGCCAUGAGUGAAGAGUUUCGACCCCGUAGCAAAAGCCAGUCUUCUUCCAACUGCUCCAAUCCCAUUUCCGUGCCAGUGAGGACAAGGCAUCAUCACAACAACCCUCCUCCGAGUCAGGUCGGGUUGGGAAGGCGCAUCAGGGCUGAAAGCGUGACGGCUACGUCUCCAGCCGGCCCAGGCAGACACAGCCAUUCGUUCAGAGUAAGAGCAUCCAGCGACGGAGAAGGAACUAUGUCUAGGCCAGCGUCUGUAGAUGGGAGCCCCAGUAGUCAAAGAUCCUCUAGGCCACAGUCCCAAAGACACAGGGGCAGAUCCAGACUGCAUCCACCGCUAAACCAUAGCAGGUCCAUCCCCACACCAUCAUCACGAUGCUCCCCAUCAGCUAUCAGCCCUGUAAGUCUGUCCUCCAGCAGCACUAGUGGACACGGGUCCACUUCCGAUUGUCUUUUCCCCCGACGCUCCAGUGCCUCUAUAUCAGGGUCGCCCAGUGAUGGAGGCUUCAUCUCCUCAGAUGAAUACGGAUCCAGUCCGUGCGAUUUCCGAAGUUCCUUCCGCAGCGUGACCCCUGACUCACUUGGACAUACCCCUCCUGCCAAGGAGGAGGAAUUGAAUAACUACAUAUGCAUGACCAAGUCUGGUUCACUAACUAGCACUGGGAGCCAGUCCAGAGGAACGCUGGACGAGCCAGACUUGGAGAAAUGUUUCAGGAAAAGGACUCAUUCUUCUGGCACCCUGUCACCCCCAUCUACAUGCCACCAAAAAACACCUUCACAGUCAUCUGCUGUGUCUCUGGAUGAAUACACAGUCAUGACACCAGCAUAUAAUCGCAGCCGAUCUGUAUCAUCAUCAUCAUCACCAUCAAUAUAUCGGAACUUGUCCACAAAUUCGUAUCCUGAAGAAUGCUUGGAUAUGCCAACCCCGGAAGGUGGCAGUGAGUCCAGUCACAAGGACGACGGCUACAUGCCAAUGUCACCAGGUGUAGCGCCUGCCGUGGUAACGGGAAACAGCGGAGACUACAUGCCUAUGAGUCCAAAAAGUGUUUCGGCCCCACAGCAGAUUAUCAAUCCACGGCAGCACUCGCGAGUGGACUCCAAUGGCUACAUGAUGAUGUCACCGAGUGGUAGCUGUUCACCAGAUGUUUCUACAAACUACAGAAAGAUCUGGACCAAUGGCAUGAACCCCACGCUGUCCGUUGAGAGCACAGAGGGGAAAGUGUCCUCAUGUGGAGACUAUAUAAACAUGUCUCCUGCUAGCGGCUCAACCACCGGCACCCCACCGGACUGCUACUUCAACCCCGUAGACGAGCCGUCCAGGCCAGCGUACGCCUACUACUCUCUACCCCGUUCCUUCAAACACGCCAACGGGAAGCAGGACCAGAGUCCCUUGCGGAUGUCACUUGGCAGCGGUCGCUUGGUUUGCGCUGAUUCUUCCUCAUCCUCGGCGAGCAGUGACAGUUUGGGUGGUCAGAGUAGUUCACAACAACCUUCUGUCAGGCCCAAAAGGUCAGAGGUCAACUCUAGGCUGGCACGUCCAACAAGGCUAUCAUUGGAUGCUAACAGAGCUAGCACUCUUCCACGAAUGCGUGAAAGCCCUUUCCCGGGUGAGCCCAAAAGUCCGGGAGAGUAUGUCAACAUUGAGUUUAAUGACAAAGCAUUUUCAACGAGCUUAGCAUCACUGUUUUCACCCGUGUUCGCUGGUAGUGGAGCCGAUGUCCAAUCAGAUCCGACUUCUUCAGACUACAUGAACAUGCAGCUAGGUUCACAGAGCUUGCUCUCACAAUCUAGAAAAUCAACGUCUAAUUCCCCAGACUAUGCCAUUGUUAGUCCCGCAGAAAACCUGGCCUCCUCGCCUCACCUGCCUUGUGAAAGUAUUCGUGAGCGUGACUACAUGAGCAUGCAGCUGGGCUCUUACUCUACCGCCUAUCCUGAUUCCCAGAGAAUGCUUAUAAACACUUCGUUACAAGACCCGGAAGUCUUGCUCUGCUCCGAGUCACACAGUGAUGACAUCUCAACAUUAGGUGCAGCCCCAGGGAGGUCUGUGCUUAUUGGUCCUUUGACAGAUCUCAGUGCCUUCUCCCGGGUAAACCCGACUCCUGCGAGAAACCAGGGUGCCAAAGUGAUCCGGGUGGACCCGCAAGGCAGGAGACGGCACAGCUCGGAAACGUUUGCCUCCACAACAACCAAAGGGGCCGUAAGCACAGCCACGGGCUUUCAGUCAGAAGACGUCAAACGCCACAGCUCUGCUUCAUUUGAGAGUGUUUGGCUAAAGCCUGUUGAGGCUUCCAAUGCUGCUGCUCCUCCUGCUGCUGGCACGGCAUCCAGCAUUGACCCUCAGAACCAAAAUGGCCUGAACUACAUCGAUCUGGAUCUGGCUCAGAACCGAGAGCCGCUUGUUCAGGAUUGGAGCUCGAGCUUCCAGACCCGGCAGGUGGACCUCGGGGCGGCAGGGGCGGUGGAGGAACCGAGCGCUUAUGCCAGUAUAAACUUUCAGAAAGCAGAUGACGCCAGAGGAAACCUCACUUCUAGAGAAGGUGCGUACUACGCUGCAGCUGGUUGCCCUUGGCGCCAGUCUCCAUGGUUACACCGUCGCCGCAGCGCUCGCUUUUUUUCAUGUCACAGCAUAUUAAGGGGCCGCAAAAGCGAGUCGCUGGGAGCAACUUGGGGCCGCACACCGAUUGGCCGGCGGAGGGGUUGGGUGGGGUGACCGAGUUCUCCAGUGGGCCGGGUCAGGAUGAGACGACUUUAGGCUCCGCCCACUCCAGUCCAUCCUAACGGGCGAAAGGAAAGAAGAGUCAGCGUGGUAAACAAAAAUGAAAAGCAGAUACAUCUCACGACCCAUCAAGCGUUCUCUCUCUCUCUCUCUCUCUCUCUCUCUCUCUCUCUCUCUCUCUCUCUCUCUCUCUCUGCCUGUAAUAAACCAAAUGUUGGAAUUCACUGAUACUCCAUCAACCUGAUCAAGCCGGACCUCAGCUUCUUCUCACCUAUAACCGGGACCUCACGCUGCACACUCGGACCUUCCAGAAUGCUGGCCUUCACAGAUCUGCAGUUCUCAUGAAUCCUGGAGUCCUCAGGGCCUGGGGUCACAUGAUUUAACCUCAGAGUGACAGUACUGAUCAAGAAUCAGCUCGCUGCCUUUUCAUUGCUUAACAAGUAAGGAAUUAAACACGACGGAGUGGUGUGAUUAUUUGAAGUGUUUUAUUCCUCUUCUACCACAGAAACUUGUCAGCGAUUACAAAUUGUAAUUUAUUAAUGAACUCGUCGUACUUUAUAUCCAUUAAUAGUAAUGUAGAAAGUCUGCAAGACUGGUACAUUACCAGUUACAUUAUAGUAGCUAUAAACGUACUUUCCCUCAGCAGUCCCUCUCUCUUCACUUUUACUGAAGAACCAUAAGGUACAAAGUCAUUGGUCCGCAACACUCUCGCGCUGACGUAAGCGGAAAACGUACUGACCGCAAACAAAGUGCUGGAACUGGAGACUCCUUCCCAGAAAAUGUUAAACAUCACCAUACAGAAAGCUUCACCAUAUCAAACGUUAAAUAACAGCACGUUUUCUUUAAUCCGUUUAUUGUUAGCCUUUUACUAAGUGGAGUGACAUUAGUCAACACCAGUCAGAUAAGAGAGUUCGACAGCGCUGUGGUUGUACGCGUACGUUUGAGUUGAUCUUAGAUCAGUACGUUGCUUGAGAUUUUACUCGUCUGGCUUCACUCUUCAGACCUCCUCACUCUCUAGUUCUUCUGCAGCACAGCUCGACAUUGAUGCAGUGUUAGCGAUGUGGUACAAACCUUUAGUAAACAGCAGUACAGGAUAUUUGCUCCAGCGGUGCUUUUACUUCUUAAUGCCUGUAGUAAUAUUUAAUAGUAUUUAUGUCAGUGAUGGUACAGGUGUUAGAUAAUACAGGUACAGAGAUGUGAUCUUCUAAUUGUGUGUUCAUCUUCUAAUAAUACAGUGCUCAUGUUUCAUGGUAUCCAGUUUCUCCCAAAUGGUACUGCAGUUGUGUUUUUAUACCAGAUCUGGCAAAGUUCGAAUACCAAAUACAUACAUCACGGGUGGACAAAUCAUAAAUUCAUUAGCCAGCGCACCAGGCAAGUAAAAGCUCCAGUGUGCUGCUCAGUUCCAUGUGAACCUAAAGAACUAGGAUAAGUGGUAGCUAAGCUAGUAUAAUAACGUAUGGCGAGCUAGGUAGCUAGUUAAGUGCAUUAAUACAGACAAAUGUGUAUAUCAAUAUAACAAAUUUAUGCAUAAAUCGUUCACAGGAGCAUUUACACAAGAAAUUCAAGAAAAACGUUCGUAUCUUUCCUCAAGUUUGCGUAUAAGGAGAUUAAAUAAUAUGAAUCUCAAUUGAUCACCAUCAAAAUCAUAUACUUUCUGCAAUUUUAUAUGGAUUGUCAGGUUUAAGUUGCUUGUUUAUUUCCAUUACACACAUUUAAUGAAUAUUUUGUGAAACUCUGUCAUUUCAUAUUAAUGACCUCAUACAAAGCAAUCCAAAACAAGUCCAGAAAUUAAAACAAGACAAGCCAAUUAAUCAGGACAAAAGUAAUAGAACCCAAUAAAAACAGGAAGAGUUCAUGUGUGCCUCUAUAGUAGCUGCAGUGGCUGAGCUGCAUUACUGGAACGAGCUCUUUCACUGUUUAGUUGUCAUUUUACCGUUUUCAGAUUUUUGCCUUUUAUGGAGUAUUGUGGGCGUCACUAAACGUAAAUCAACUGUGCCAUGAACACGCUUGGUUCUUUACAGGUUUUUGGCAUCGAUCAACAUAUAUACAAGAGUUAGAAGAAAAUCGGCAAAACUUAAAAUUGGGUGGGAAUUUUUUAGUUAAUUGUUAGCCGACGAAAACAUUUACACAUUUACUGAAAUUUACUAAAAAUUGAUAAAUGAGGCCUAAAGUUUCAGCUAGGAGUCUUAGUGCUCUGUCCUCGCAUUACACAUAAAUUAUUUUAUUUGAGUCUCACUAGCGUCUUUAUUUUCAAAAUGUGCAACUGCAUGGUGGCUUGUAUGAUGGCUUUGUCUGUCAUCCGUGCAUGCUAAAUAAUCCACAGUAAAAACAUUAUAUCGUCUCGGCUAAAGCGUGUAGCACACCAGGUGGUGAGUAGAGUAGAGUAGAAUGAUUAGAGUCCGCUAUAGUUACAUCAUCAUGAAGCGCAUCAUACAGUAUUUAAACAUAUCAAAUGAAAAGGUUUUCUUUUUUUUUUCUUUUUUCUGGUUGUUGAACCUAUUUGCCUGGUAACUACAUAAAAAAAAAAACUCGGACAUUGUCCUGGUCUACUGAUUUGUCCACCCUUGACACACUGUGACGCAAUGAACCAUACACAAUGCCAACACACAUUCACACUGUGACCCACUUUACGUCUACUUUCCUUUCCAAGGGUUGUUUUAUUUCCAAAGUGUCGUUAUUCCUCGCUCUUUACGCUUUCAGACUACUCUGAGGAGCCGCUGUUUAAGGUACUAUAUCUGAUACAGUAGAUACUCUUCAGGUCAAAAUGAUUUCACAUUUAUACUUUCAGGACCCUAGGCAACCACAACUACCUACACGAUCGCUGCUAUAUGACACAAGGGCAUGAUGGCGUAAUCCAAAAAGCCAUGUGCAAUUUUCCUUCAUAUAAGCGCACAAAAAUGGUUGGAUAAGGUCAAUCAUAUCACUCGUCUCGUACCUUUUCCACAGCUCGGCUGUAGUGUUCGAGGUUUACACUUCCGGGCGAAGGUGUAGUGUGUUAGGUGGCCUGUAAUUAUACUCUGCGCCACAACUGAACUCGUUUCGGUGGCGUUCAUUUGGUCACGCCGGUCUGUCCAUUCUUGCACGCUUAAAAAAUGCAAUCGGUACGAAACGCAUUUCAAGGUUCGCAAGAUAGCACUGCAUUCAACAGAAUCGGGUUAUCUGUGUGUACGUGUAGAUCGCUUUAUGGUUUUGAAAUCUGUUUUGCAUCCCCUGAAACACGUUCCUGUCCACUGGAAUCCUAGAGAACCCCCCUGUCCUGUACAUUUUAGCAUUUUCCCUGGUCUAACACCCCCACUUCAAAACAGGCAGUGUUUCAUAAGCAGGAAAAACACUAAAAUGUGCAGUAACACCAGGACUCCAAGGGUUAGGAACCUGUGUCCUACAACCACUGCAGUGAACAUGACGCCCGAAAUGGGGCAUAAAGUUUGUCACAUGAUUGCUUUGUGGAUAAAGGUGACCUAAUGGUCAUCGCUAGCAUGGGAGUGUUUGUUCACUGUUAUAUUUUAUUUGUAAAAUUGUAAUUUUUUUUUUGGGAAUACAUUUCUCAAUCAAGUCCAUUCAGAAACUUGCAAACGAACAAAUGGUACUUUUGAUACUUUUUAAUUUAUACGCAGGCUAUCUAGCAGUUUAUACCCGAGCAUUGUUGACUGAACCUGCAGUAGAAGUGUUGCAAUACCAGUCUGCGAUUUACAGUGCGUUGCUGUUAAACCUUGGAAGCCAGUACAUUUGUUUGCAACUUUUUUUUUUUUUUUUUUUUUAAAGAUCUUAUUUAUUUUAUUUUUUUUAUUUCAUUUUAUUUUUGCAUAAAAAUCUUUCCUGUGACAUGCUCUCCGUGUCAUGUCUGCAAGAAUUAAGAGAAAACUGAUCAAAAAAAAAAAAAAAAAAGGUCUCAAAGUGUCACACUUGCUGCUGAUCGGACAAAAAUACAUCGAGAACAAUCUGUAAAUUAUUGAAUAUAAAUGUGCCACUUGUAAUUUGUGUAUUUUGUGUAUUUAACAUUUCUUUUUUUGUUUUUUUUGCCUUGUGCCUUGAUAUUCAGUUGACAUGGGAUUUGGAAAUGUCUUCUGAUCUUAAGUGUCUGUUUAAAGCUGCAAACUCUUGUAUAAUCUGUUCAUUUUUGGGGGGAAAGGGUUCAAUUUUUGGAGAAAAACAAAAAACAAAAAUGGUACUUACCUAACAAGUGCAGAUAUAACCUGCUCUGGGAACUUUGAUGUCUCUUCAGAACCUGAGUGAACGCUCAAAUUGCCAAGUUGUACAUGGCCAAUCUACACCCUAACCUGUAUAUAUUGUAUUGUGAAAAAUAAAUAAAAAUAAUAAUUAGUAACACACAUUUGAUGAGUGGACCAUUGAAAGAGUGCAUGGUCUAACAAAUACUUUUUUUGCUGUUCUCCUGAAGGAAUGUGUGAAUGAACGAAUGGCUGGAACAUUAUAGAAAUGGACAUGUGCAAACGCACACCAGCGUUAAAGCGAGGCCUGUGUAUACCCUCCCUAACCUCGCUUCCCUUUUAUUUAGGAGAAUGGAAGCUUUUUCAAAAUCUCAUGUAAUAAAGUAGAAAAUUGUCUCUUCA